Molecule: messenger RNA, 2781 nt
Organism: Naegleria fowleri
Lineage: Eukaryota; Heterolobosea; Eutetramitea; Acrasida; Naegleriidae
Exons: 3
Coding region: 1-2781 (926 amino acids)
Biological process (GO): recombinational repair
Molecular function (GO): ATP binding; DNA binding; 3'-5' DNA helicase activity
Source: RefSeq, a predicted model, not a curated record
AUGUUACGCUUGUUCAAGACGACUGGGUUUACCAAAAGAGCAGCUCAGUCUGGUUUGGUGGGCGAGAAACAGUUCGGGAUGCCUUUGGUUUUUUUGAGGAGCAAUACACCAAAAUCAUCCUUAUUUUCUGGUUAUACCAAUGAUCAUCAUUCCUUAUUUCAUCAAAGUUAUGCUUGCAAUCAUUCCGGGAAUUAUUCGAGAUCCAUUAAAAGUAGUGGAGAAAAGAUAUCAUCACGAGCUCGGAAAAAGCAUUCAGAACUAACUUGUAUUCAUGAUGAACAUCAACACAUCACCACAACGAAAAAGUCUAAAAUCAUUGAAUCAGGCAACACUCUCACUCAACCACAUGUUCGUAAAACAAGUCCUCGUAAAACAAAAUCAUCUGAAAAUGUGCAAGAAGAGAUUGUUUUCAAAAUGAAUGACAAACAAAUUUUAUCAUUGAAUGAUGAACAAAAGAAAGUAGUUUUUGAGAGUGUUGACAAAAACGUGUUGGUAUUAGCUUGCGCUGGAAGUGGAAAAACAACCACGAUUCUAUGCCGAAUUUUGUACCUGGUGAAAGCACAUCAUGUGAAGGAAGAAGAAAUUAUGUUAACCACUUUUACGCGACAGGCAGCACAUGAAAUGAAAAAGCGUUUGAUAAAACUAUUGGGAAAGAGAAAAACGAACGUUGAAGUUGGAACCAUUGAUAGCAUAUCGAACAAGUAUUUACAGCAAUUUGGUAGCUAUGAUUAUGUAGUGGAUUCGAACACUCUAUUGAGCGUCAAAGAAAUUGGAUAUCGAUUCAGAAAUAUAUUAAUCAAUAAUCCCGAAGUUGCUGAUCAGAUUUGCUCGAAAAUCAAAUAUCUAUUUGUUGAUGAAUUUCAGGACCUGGAUGAUAUUCAAAUGGAUAUAUUUUCAGAAUUUUACAAGCGAGGAACAAAAAUUAUUGCCGUUGGUGAUGAUUCUCAAAACAUUUAUUCAUGGAGAGGUAGUAACAUGUUCCACAUUUUGAAUUUUCACAAGAAUUUUGGGAACACUGUCGUCCACAAUUUAGUCACCAAUUUUAGAAGCACAAAAGAAAUUGUUAAUUUGGCCAAUGCAUCACUUGCAUGUAAUAAGGAAAACAUUCCAAAAGAUAUGUUUUCAACCAGAGGCAGUAGUGGCAACUUGCCAACCAUUCGAUGUUGUGCAAGAGAACAAACCAAUUACUUAUUAGAAUCUAUCAAAGGACAUAUCAUACAAGGAGUUCCACUAGAUCAAAUUGCAAUUUUAUGCCAUUCUAAUUUUGGACUCUAUGAUAUCGAAUCUGAACUUGCCAAGCAUCACAUUCCACACGUCCUUCUCAUGGACAAUAUGAAAAAAGAUUCUCGACGAAUGCCUUCCUUGGCAAAAAAGGUCUGUCUCACUACCAUACACAAGGCCAAAGGAUUGGAAUGGGAAAUUGUCUAUAUCAUUAAUGCAACAGACAAGUAUUGGAAAGAAUCAAAUGAUGAAGCAGAGUUACGACGAUUAUUCUAUGUGGCCAUCACAAGAGCAAAAACACAUUUAUAUUUCACAUUUCCUGACCAUACUGGAGGUACUAAUGAACACACAACACCCACUUACCUUAGGUACUUGAGAGAAUUGAACACUUCUCUCUAUGUAACGGAAAACAUUAACCCACUUCAUGCAAGAAGUGACGUUCACAUUGAUCGACAUUUGGGCACUAAAAAUCCAUACGCAGUUACAGAGAUGAUUUGUGGGAUCAAUGGUGCCUUCAUUGACACUCUUCGGCAAAAGGGUUACCUGCCUUCACUACAAUUCAAACAACAACAACUCGUCACGACAAAAUUUUCUUAUUGCCAGGUAGUUCACUAUAAUCAAUUGUAUCCUGAUUUUGGAACUUUUUUAGAUACACUAAUUUGUAGAAUGGUAGCAGAACAAUAUCCAAGAUCUGGUGGAUUCUCGAGCAAAUACUUUGAACUUGCCACUAAUUAUGUUAGUCUCUCGACAGCCGAGUACCAAAUCUACUCUAAAUAUUUUUCCACUCUCAAUACCUUACUGCAAGAACAUGGUCAUUUACAAAACAUAUUCAAACAUGUCGAACAAAAUGAUGAAGCAAUAAUGAGGUCUGUGGUCUUCAAACUUGAAGCAAAGUCAAAAGAGCUCAAAAUUGGAUCCAUGGAAGAAUUACCUGUGUUUGUGUAUAAUGCACUACCUAAAGAGUUUGAACAACACAUGUUUCAAAAUUACAAAAUCUUCAAAGAUGAAUCAAAAAGUUCAUUUAAAAUUUUAAAUUGCAUUUGGGAAAUUAGCAAAUGUGAGGCCAUUGUUAAAGAGGGAAGAACUCGCUUACUAUAUCUCUCUGCAUUCCCUUUUCAAAAAUAUUUGAUUAAUAUGGAGUCGAUUAUGAAUCAUUCAUAUUCUGAAUUGUUGGAUAAUCUACAACAUGUAUACAUUCCACAUCUCAUGAAUCAAGUCUCUGAGGAAAUUCAAAGUAACGUCAAUUUCUCAAGACUGGACCGAAUUGUUGGAGAAGUGGAUCUAAUCAUUGAUGGACAUACGAUUGUGGAAAUUAAGUGUUCUACAUCCAAAGAAGUGGAUCUAAAUUGGGUCUUGCAAUUACUUUGUUACACUCAUCUCGCUCGACAACAGGGUUAUGAAGUUCAAAAAAUUGCAAUCCUUAAUCCACUCCAAGGUUUAUGGUUCGAGAGUGACAUUUCUUUUUGGAAUGAAGGAGAAGAAUUGUUGAUGGAAUUGAAACAAUUCAGCGAUAAGCUCAGGGGGGACAAGUGUGGAAGAAUUGAGAAUCGUCAUCUCUAA